Messenger RNA from Morone saxatilis (striped sea-bass), 5088 nucleotides. RefSeq names its product zinc finger DHHC-type palmitoyltransferase 16b (gene zdhhc16b). Bases 2366 to 3613 code for a protein of 415 amino acids. Lineage: Eukaryota; Metazoa; Chordata; Actinopteri; Moronidae. The record is from RefSeq and is a predicted model, not a curated record. Gene Ontology annotation, biological process: protein palmitoylation. Gene Ontology annotation, molecular function: palmitoyltransferase activity. Gene Ontology annotation, cellular component: Golgi apparatus. The transcript has 9 exons.
GAUAUAUCAAUAAGCAUGUAAAUAUUAGUUUACUGCAGUCUUUUCCCAUCGACAGCUUAGGGUAAUUGAAACGUUAUUGUGUAUACCUCCACUGUAAUAAGAUCAGUGAUCAUAUUGAAGCGGCGGCUUGUUGAGGUCUAACGCCUGUCUACAAGUUUAAAUGAGCCGACACAUCUUCCUCCACUUUGGCAGUGAUCUUCUCGUCCUCUAUGACCAGAUUUAGGGAAGCGGGUUGCCAUAGAGACUGCGGUGCCCUGCUGUGUGCCACUCUCUCUUUCUGUUCUCUCUGCCAGGUACCGAACAUGGAGAUGGAUUUUAAAGUCCUAUGUAGUCAGCCAACAGCCUGUGUGUGCAACGAGCAGAGGUGUUGCUGCGUGUGUCCUCAGAGGGUGGUACAGUUUUCAUAUUUAUUUCCUCUUCCACUUCCAUCAUGGUAUUGGUCACGGUAGCCAUUGCAUCCUGAUUGUUUAACUCGACCUGUGUUUCUGACAGGGAUUUUGUUAGCUCUGUGUUUUCUGGAUUAACUGCUCUCUUCUUGAUAUCUGCCAUGAAGAAAUCCAGCAGAUUUUCUGGUAGUACCAAGGAUAGCCUGGUUAAUCACCAGUUACAAUGCUGAGUGGAGGUCUGGAGCAGGUCUCAAAUGUAUGGAAGCCCAUUUCUGCCAGCAAAAAAAUAAAUAAAUAAAUAAAAUGUUUGGAAUGACAAAUCUAAAAAUAAUCAAAAUGAUAUGAUACAAAGUCAAAUCUGCGUUGUGCGGUUGAAUCGUUUGCUCUUUUGGUACAAUUGUUUUUGGUGUAGACGUGAUCCAACCUCAAUCUGACCCAACUGCAAGAAUACGUUUGAAAACACGCAAUCACAUAUUUUAUACUUGAAUUCAAUUUUUAUCUUUAACUAAAAUUCUGACGUUGUGUUUCCUACAGAGCUGAAGGAUUAGUCCAUUAAUCGAUUACUCGUAUCAACAGAAAAUGAACCAGCAACAAUGAUGAUUUAAAUGAUGAUUUUCAAGCAGAUAUGUUCUGGUUGCAGCUUCUCACGUGUGAGAAUUUGUUGCUUUUCUUUGAAUUGAAUAUCUUUGGGUUUUGGACCGUUGGUGGGACAAAACAAGCAUUUUUAUGACUUUGUAAGCUUGCCUUCUGGGAAAUUGCAGUGUGGAUUUCUUUAUAUAUUACAUGCCAAACCAACUUCUAAUUAAUGAGUAGAGCAGUGGAAAACAGCAGAUUCAUCAGUUUCAUUUCAGUCAUUUUUAAAACAAGAAAGCCAAACAUUAUCUGGUGUUAGCAUCUUAAAUGUGAGGAUUUCUUUCUUUCUUAUAUAUGAUAGUAAUAUACUAACUAUUUGGGUUUUGGAUAUUUGGAUAAAAGAGGGAAUUGUAAGAUUCAUGUUGGACUUUAGACAUUAUAAUGGGAAUUUGUCACUAUUUUUUAUUCAUUUUUUUUACAUUUUGUAUACAAUAUACAAAAUAAUCAGCAGAUUUAUAGAUUGGAAUAAUCAUUGCAUUAACAAUGACCCAUGGCUUUAUUUAUUUAUUUUUGGGGUAAUUCCUAACUUUUUAUCAAUUUGUUUCCUGGCAAAACAGGGCUUCCAUACAUUUGUGUAGAGGAAUUACAUUAAUGUUAUCGAAUUAAUGUGGUCAUGAUUUAUUAAUGUCGCACCUUUAAUGAAUGGAAAACCUAUCUGUGUUAUCAUGCCUGACCUUGACAGAUGGGACACGUGUCACGUGUUUCUCCACACGGUUUAGUUGGAUCACUCUUUGCAAAAACAACAAAACAACAACAAUAUAAAACGAGGUUUGCAGUGGUCAAGUAGCAGAUUGAUAGAAAGAGGACAGAUUGUUUGCAGGCUUCGCUGUUAUGUCUACUAAAGGUCCAGAAUUAACAUCUCUCAUGAUUAAUGCCAUGCUAUUUCGGAGAACCUGAACAAGCCUUAUCUGUGAAACUAAUACUCACUUUCAUGAAAUGAUGCCGUGGAUCAGGUAGCCACUUUAUUUCCUUCUUAAGACAUUCAUCCCUUUGCAUUUCCCUCUUAUAAGGUUACCACUCUGCAUCUCUCCUGCAUGUAUCUAAGAGGUUUUUGGCCUGGAGACGUGGAUUUGCUGUGAAUUAUUUACAGGAGAAGUUUAUUCGUCAGAGCUGAUGGGGGGGGAGCUCAUUACCUGAGAGCCACUAACCUUGUUUCCUAUGACGUGUGUCACACAGAAGAUGCUUUCACCGAACUUGAAUGACGUGUUUUUAAGGAAAGGGAGCACUUUGUUGGUGUUGGAGUCCCUCGUGCUGCCUUCUGCUUCUUCUCUCGUAUCUGGCUCACUGGCCACCCUGUUGGUGAACUUUUCAAAUAGCUCUCACAGCGUCUCCUGAAGGACGCAGAGAUGGCGAUGGAAACCUCGGCGGUCGUCCGGCUACGCUACGAAGAGCUGCUGUUUUACGCGGCCUGCGUUUGUAACGGCUGGUGUUUGUUUCUGUGCGUUUGUGUGUGUCUGGAGGGCAGAGCGUGUAGGAGAGGAGCUGGCGGUGGCAUGCGCGUGGGCAGCAGCUGGAGAUGGCAGCUGUCGCGGGCCAUGCGACUAGCGCUGCGCUGGUGCCGACUCGGCCGCCCACAGAGGGGAGGCCGAGGCGCGGGGGCCAAGCCGUGGAUCAGCGGCAGGGUUUUGGAGCUGUGGAGCUACAGCAAGCUGCUGCUGAAGUCACUGUACUUCAACAGCCUCACCAACUCGGACACUCUGCUGGACUGUGCGUUCGAACCCGUCUACUGGAUUGUGGACAACGUGACCCGCUGGUUUGGAGUGGUGUUCGUCUGUCUAGUCGUAAUGCUCACGACCUCAGUUUUGGUCAUCGUCUACCUGUUCGUCCUGCCCACAAUCCUCAGCACUUACCCACUGCACUGGGUCAUCUGGCACCUCUGCUGUGGCCACUGGCUUCUUGUCAUGGUGGUCUUCCAUUACUACAAGGCCACCACCACCUCCCCAGGACACCCACCCAAGGACAAAAUGAAUAUUCCCUCAGUGUCCAUCUGUAAGAAAUGCAUCACUCCAAAACCUCCCAGGACACACCACUGCAGCAUCUGCAACAUGUGUGUUUUGAAGAUGGACCACCACUGUCCCUGGCUGAACAACUGCGUGGGCCAUUUCAACCACCGCUACUUCUUCUGCUUCUGCCUAUACAUGACCCUGGGGUGCAUCUACUGCAGCAUCAGCAGCAGGGACCUGUUUAUGGAGGCCUACAGUGCCAUAGAGAGAUAUUAUCAGACCCCUCCACCAACCGAAGCCUUGAGUGAGACCGCUGCCUCCAAGAGUAUCAUCUUCCUCUGGGUGCUGACAAGCUCAGUGGCAGUAGCUCUGGGAGGACUUACCCUUUGGCAUGUCAUACUCAUCAGCAGAGGAGAGACCAGCGUGGAGCGGCACAUCAACCGCAAAGAGACCAAAAGACUACGAGAGAACGGCAAGGUGUUCAGAAAUCCAUAUCAUCAUGGCAAAAUGAACAACUGGAAGAUACUGUUUGGUGUAGAAAAAAGGAGUCACUGGUUCACGCGGGUCCUCUUGCCCUCCAGUCAUCUUCCCAACGAAGACGGCAUCAUGUGGGACUGCACCUUCACCAGGAGAGACCCCAUGGCCAUCUGAGAGACUUUUAACGUACAUUUACACUAAAAGCAACAUGACUGAUGUGUCACACCAGCUAAGAAGAGAAGCUCCAACUUCAUCUGUUUUGAUCGCUGCUACGACCAUUUGAAACUUGGUCGUAAAUCAAGAGCUUUUUGCUGCGUUGGAAACACAUGGAUAUAACCACGUGUGACUCAUUUUCUUAGAGUGAAUGUUAUCAUUUCCCAGCUUUACACCUGCCACCAGUCGCCCUUGUACAGUAGGUCUAACUGUAGACCAUGCCAGCAGCAGACUGCAGUGCUGUUGAUUCAUUUUCUUUAGAAAUGGUGCUGCUGGCCAGCAUCAUAGUCAAGACCAAACCCAUUUGUAAAGACCCGACAAAGACUUUUUGUGCAUUUCUUGGACUAUAAGUCUUGCACCAAGUGUGAUAGGAGGCAGCAGAGAGGGAGGUUUGCAUUGUGUAUGUUCAAAUUGCCUACUGCAGCUUUAAGACUACAAUUCCCAGAUACUUUUUUUUGGCUUUUACUCUGUUAACUUUAACCUAUUUAUGAGUACCAUAUUCCUGAUUUCUGAUACAAUAACAAAUUCAGGGCACCCCGGUAGCUCAGCUGUAGAGGGUUCGAUUCCAGCCAGAGCGCUUUGCCGGCGUGUCGCUCGCUGCGCCUCUCCCCUGCCUUUCCUGUUGCUCUAAAUAUUGCAGAAAUGCCAAAAAAGGACUCAAAUGCAGAUGGUCUUCUCAGAGAAGGUCUCAUUUAUUUACAGUUUUAAUGUGCUUGUGAUUCAUUCAUGAGAAUGCGCCAUUAAUGCUGUAUUGAGCCUGGGCCUUGUUGCUUCUUUAAGAGGUCUUUUAGUGUUGAUUGGAGUUUGUCCAUAGUAACUGUGUGUAUGUGUCUUGGGCAGAUUUGACAAAUCCAAAUGUUUCUUUACGUGAGGAAGGAAAGUCCAGAUAAUUUCAAUAUUAAUUUUUGAUUUUAAACGUCCUGUGAUGAUUUAAAUAAUGUUAUAUUUAAAAGAAAAGUGAUUUAAGGUUUACUUUUCGGCUUGUUUACACCUGCAAUAUGUUGCCCUUGUGUUGUGUGCUGACAAGGUUGAGAACCACUGCUGUGAACUGAUGUUCUGGUGCCGAAGAAGAGCUAAAAACCAAGAGUUUGAUUCACUUGUCUUAAAUUUCUGACUUAAAUCUUUUCCUUAAAUGCCAGUGUAGAACAAAAGAACUAAUUUUUCUCACCUUUUACAUUUCAUUCUUAAAGACUUAUGAAGCCUGUGCCUUGUUUGGUUGUUCAGCCUUUUAAUAUGAGGCACUUUAAGUGAUUCAGGCACUGUGAAAUGUAAUUCCAAAUUUCACCCCAACAUGUUCAUACCUGUAACCUAGUGGUGGAUGAGUUGGAUCUGUAGUUGCCAUAGAAACAUGACGUACAGCUGUGAUAUCAUUUGUAACCAAUGGGAGCUGUGCUCCAGUUUGAUUUGUCUUUUUUAAUAAAAUACCUGUUUGAUAU